Ctenocephalides felis (cat flea) is the source of this 2003-nucleotide messenger RNA. RefSeq names its product glutamic acid-rich protein-like. NCBI's taxonomy places the organism in Eukaryota, Metazoa, Arthropoda, Insecta, Siphonaptera, Pulicidae. The transcript has 9 exons. The record is from RefSeq and is a predicted model, not a curated record. The coding region runs from base 51 to 2003 and encodes 650 amino acids.
UAAAUUUUUCCCAAAGUUAGCGAAAAGUGUUAAUCGAUUUUAGGAAGAAAAUGAACAGCACCAUGGACAUACAGAUGUUUUUAAAGGAAGAGAGAGAAAAACUAUUGAAGGAUAAAAUGAGAUUUCAAAACCAGCUGGGAGAGAAUGAGACGGAGACAAAAACAAAUGAUUUGAACACUCAGCGCGCUUUUAACGUGGGUUGCAAUGAUAAUUCGGUAAAUUCUAAAGUUGUCUCGAAUGGUUUUACACCUGAAUUCGCAAGGUCUCUGAAGGAGGACAUAAAUGAACCGGCCAAAUUGCUUAGAACGGAACAGAAGAACGACGUUUCAAAAUCACCCAUCAACAUCGCCAUUGACAACUGUAACGCAACCGGAGAGGAAGAUUUGACGGAUGCACCAAGGGAUAUGUCGACCAUAAGCAGAUAUACGACGACAUCUAAUCCUCCGACGGAGACAAAAACAAAUGAUUUGAACACUCAGCGCGCUUUUAACGUGGGUUGCAAUGAUAAUUCGGUAAAUUCUAAAGUUGUCUCGAAUGGUUUUACACCUGAAUUCGCAAGGUCUCUGAAGGAGGACAUAAAUGAACCGGCCAAAUUGCUUAGAACGGAACAGAAGAACGACGUUUCAAAAUCACCCAUCAACAUCGCCAUUGACAACUGUAACGCAACCGGAGAGGAAGAUUUGACGGAUGCACCAAGGGAUAUGUCGACCAUAAGCAGAUAUACGACGACAUCUAAUCCUCCGUAUCGGAGAUCUCAAUCAGAAGGUGUUUCAUGUAUCAGUAGCUUAGGAGCUGAAUACGAGCAAAGGAAACGAGAACUCUUACUAGCACGCAACAGGGACUACAAGGAAUAUUUGGCGAAGCAAAAAUCUUUGGAGCAAAAAUCUAAAAUAAAACGAAAAUAUGACAGUGAUUACGCCGACUCUGAUGCAUAUAGUACAUCAGGCUUUACCAAUGCGACAGCUACUCAGACUCAGACCAGGAAUAGAUUUGAAACGCAGGAAACGAGUACCCGUCAGAAGAAAUGCACAAUCGCUGUACAAACAGAGCCAUUACGCUCGUUAACUUUCAACGAAAGAUCUCGCAACAGGCCAGCAUAUCGUAAUAGGAGCCUAGAUUUAAUAUCUUUCGGUGGAGGCGAUUCUCAUGAUAGGGAAAAUGAUAUAGAUGGUUCCGAGCAAUGUGAUGAAGAAGCUAGAAAACGUGAAAUUUACCAGAUGGAAUUGAGUGAACAAAUAAGAGAAAAACGCCUGGAAAUGGAAGCCAAGCAGCGCAAAGAAAUGGAGGAAGAAGAAGCGUUGGCUAGAAGGCUUGAAGCACAAAUUCAGAACAUGCAGAUGGAGCGUGAUCUGGAACUUUUGUCACAAGAAAACAGAAAGGAAAAGAUGAGAAAGAAUUCUAUAAGGUUCAACGAAAGAAAGAAACAGCUCCAACUAGAAGUUGAACAAGAAAAAGAAAGAUUACGUCAAGCGCGAAAAUCAUGUCCCCAUAACACACAACAACCGACAACAUCUUUUGUUCCAACGAGGUCUAAAUCCCCUCCUAUACCGGCUUUGAAGAACAAACUUUUACCAUUUUCUACAAAUAUUGAUUCUGAUUCUGUCUUUGCAAAUUCACUAACGAAAGAUACAGAAUCUCUAGCAGAACAAAUUCAUAAACUCAGUAUCCCAAAGUCAAAAGAAAUUACAUAUAAACAUUUUGAAACUAACAGUACAAUUAGUGAAGAUUAUGCGAGCAAAGUUGCUUCAUGGGAUAUUUCAAAUGGUUAUCGAGAUGACAGGAAUGACAAUAAUAAGAGAUCAGUUCUGAAGACAGUGGUAGCCGCAGUAGUUCAGACAAGUUCUGUUAAUGAAGACGAUACUCACGAUGAUGAAAAUUGUUUAACUAAAAUACUUUCUGAUGAAAAACUAGCUACAAAUAGUAUUUUAACACAGCUUGGCGCAAUUAGGCGCCAGUUGCAAAUGACUCAAAUAGAAUUGGAUGAACGGCAAUCGAAGUCAUAA